UUCUUAACACAAACAAACCAUUAUAAUAAACCAAUCAUUACAUCUAAAACGAAUUCCGAAAUAUUUCACUCAACCACAGCUUUCAUCUCUAGUCUCGUAGCGCGUAGCUCGUAGCCCGUAGCCCGUAGUUCGUAGCCCGUAGCUCAGUCAGCGCGUGCGGUCCGUGGAAGCCGGGCGUCACCGCACCGCUGUACCGGCGCUCCCGACGUGUACGCAACUUAUAUAGAACAUUUACGAUUCAUAAUUAAAAAAAAGAAACUUAAAAAGUGCCAGUUCACUGUUCCUUGGAAUUGUUUGACUCACGUGCUUAAGAUUAAUGAAAUACUCACUGAAGUUACGAUAAUAAUAAGAAGCGUGUUAGAAGGGAAAAUAAUAGUGCCUAUGUAAAAAAUAAUAUUAGAAAAUUAAUUUAAAGUGAUAAAGUGUAACGUUCCAUUAAUUAAAGUUAGGAUGAAACAUGUGUAAUUAGCGAGGGGAAAAUCUAUGAGGCGAGUGUAGAAAUGUGUGUAUAUUUAAUCAAGAGUGUAACAAAGUGCUUAUUUUGAAGUGUAAUGGUAGAGUAGGUUAGAGUAUUGUGUAGUGUGUGUGGGUAAAAGAGAGGCAAGAUGUUGCCGGUGCCCCAGGAUCGUAUGUCUGGUCGUCGGAGCAGUUCCAUCGUCAGCAGGACUUUGCUCGGGCGCCGGGCUUCUGUCUACGUCACCGGCCAGCAUCAGGACCCUGCCAAGCUGAUAACGGAGAUCAACGUGCAGUUGGCGUUGUUCCGAGACCUGUUAAUCCACAUCGGGCAGCCACACGACUGCCCGGAGCUGCGCGAGCGCGUGCGUCGACUGCGCCGCGCAUGCGUAGAAGCCACCAAGACUACCAGCCAACUAGUUUUACCUAAUUGUAAAAAGUCAACGAGCGACGGGUGCGCGGAACAGCCUCAGCUGGUGCUCCUAUACUUCAUGGCACAACUCCUGCUUCGGGAGCUCGCCAAGUGCCACCGCCUUGUACAGCUUGUGCCAAUGGAUAUGACCUCGUAUUAUGAGAACCGAGCCGGUCCGUCCAAUUUCGGCAACGUGAUAAGUCAGAUCCUGCUGUGCAAGCAGAUCACUCCUGACUUCAACCAGGAGGAGCUCUGCAGCAUCGUGAAAGACACGCAGGAGAUCACCAGAAUAGUUAAUGAUAUACAGGAAUAUUUGCCACAGCAUGAAAAUCUCAAUCAUUUAGAGAGCAACAUCGCGUUGAAAGGUGACGACGUAAACGGCCUGUGGAGGAGCAAGCGGAGAGGAUCGAUGUACAAAGGCAUGGGAGUGCUGUGUUGUGUGUCGCGGCCCAACUACCUCUGAGGGUGACAAGUCUCGCCCACGAGGCGGUUCAGCCCUGAACACACGACCAUCACCUCCCCGGUCUGCUAAGAAACUGACUCCAGUGCAUGACAGUGAGUGACAGUGACGUGCUGUGCAAAAUGAAUGGGUCCAUUACAUUGUUUAAUUAGUAAUCGAUUAGCGAACUGACAUGACAUGUUACGGUGGGUGAUUUAAACGUAUUCACAUAUUGUAGUUCAAUUAUAUCUAAGUAAUUCAAUAGAAUAAGUACUGCAUACAUUCAUGCAUAGAUUUAAUAUUAUUAUGAAUUGCCUGGAAUGGGAUCAAUUGCGUUUAAGUAGUAUGUAAUACAAAUAAUUAGUAUUGUUUUGCACCAAAGGUCAUUGCAUCGAUGGCUGUGUUGGUUUGAUUUCCAUUCGUAUUAUUAGGUUUAACUUUUUUACCCUGUUACUAUCUACGAUAUUUUAUUUAAGUGUUUGUUUUGGAGUAGGUUUACCUCAUUUAUUAUGUAGUUUUCCAUCCCUCACUACAUUAUUUAUAGCUAGAAAACUAUCUCGUAUGCUGUUAGAUAUUCAAAAUAGCCUAAUGUUUCAGUAAGUACAUACUAGUCGGGUCACAGUUUACCAUCUCUUUGUCCUACGAAUUUGUGACUUAUUUUUCUAGUCUAUUUAUAUUCGAAAAAUGUAGAACUAACGUAUCUUUUUCACAGUACUUGUAAAUAAAAUUGGAUAUAAUUUACUGAGAUAUGGAACCGAAGGAUUCUCUCUCAUCUACAUUUAUUUGUAUUAAUUUGGUACAUUUCUAGGUACAUAAUUAUACGAUAUAAUACCAAAUAUUAGCUGAUAUUAGAUACUUGAAGUAUUGUAAUAAAUAAUUUUAAUAAUGGCCUAGUCAUUGUUACAUGAAUUAAUCUUGAAUAUUCUAGUCAAUUAUUGUAAUACCAUGAAAUUGCUAAGUUAAUUAAAUUAGGCAUGCUAAACAGAAUUAACAAAUAAAUAAUAGAUUAGUUAUGUAAUCUUUAUCAAUGUCACAAUAAGAAAAUGGGAUUUCUAUCAGCUUGCGACUUUUUAAAAAACAUAAAAUAAAAGUACACAAAUAAAAAUGAAUUACACAUGUGAAUGUAUGAAUAGUCAUAACUCGAAAACGGCUCGAUGGAUUCGGCUGUAUUUUUUUUGCUGUGUGAUUGGAUAUCGCAUUUUAAUAAAAACACAUAAAAAUAAAUAACUUUGGGUAAAUUUUACCACUCAUGACAUCAAAAUAUAACAUGAACUAAUAAAUAUAAAGUAAUAAACUUUGUACGAAGUUAUUUACUAUACAUAGAGAGGCAUAGUAGUUAAUAUACUCGACAUGUCAUGAGCAUAUAAAGGCCACCGCUAUCCGCAUCACAGAAUCCUAACACACUACUUAGAGCUUUGUAGAUAAUAUGAAGUUUCUACAUUAACGAAUAAUCUACAAAAGCAUGUUAAAAUAAUUGUGUACAUACAUAUGUGUUAACCGACUACAAAGCAUAGUAAAGAAGUUAUGUAUUCAUCAUAUUUUGUCUAGCCUACAAUCCUCUCGGUUUAUUCUUACCACCGUACUCAGAGCUAUUUAAUGAUUACUUAACACAGUCCUUAGUAAUUGUUUUCAAUACAAAAUCGUUACUAAGGAACAGUUUAAGUAAUCAUUAAAUGUCUCUGUGUGCGGUAGUUAUACUUACAGACUAAGUUUCCAACUCUACAUUAAGAAUUUGAUAGCUUGUAAAAGUGUAUCUCAAAUCAUAAUUAUAUUAGUCAAAUGUUGCCUAAAUAUAUCUAUAUUUAAUACAUAGUUAUUCAAUAAGAUGUAAAACAAUAAGUACGAUAUAUAUUACAAGUGGAUAUCUGUUAUAUCUACGUAAGUAUAGGAAAUAUUUAUUUGAACGUAGUGCACUGCAAACACAGGUACCUAAUGAAUAAAUAAUUUAAGUAAUGUAGACGUCACGCAAUUAGGUACACGAUAUCAUUAAUUUAUCAAAGAGCACCAGAACACGUAGGCAAAUUGUAUUGUUUUAUUACUUUUCUAUUUCAAAUUGUACUUUAAUCGUAUAGCCUAACGGUUCAAUUUGUGUAACACUAUUAUAUUAAUCCACUUGCUAAAGUGAAGACUGUGAUAUACUCGUAAUAUAAAAAUUAUUAUUAUUAUAGAAGAAAAUAAUUAUGCAUUAGUAAAAACGUAAUUGAAUUACAA
Molecule: messenger RNA, 3515 nt
Organism: Spodoptera frugiperda (fall armyworm)
Lineage: Eukaryota; Metazoa; Arthropoda; Insecta; Lepidoptera; Noctuidae
Gene: dcma
Exons: 6
Coding region: 606-1328 (240 amino acids)
Biological process (GO): G protein-coupled receptor signaling pathway
Cellular component (GO): neuron projection
Source: RefSeq, a predicted model, not a curated record